This is a messenger RNA of Colletotrichum higginsianum IMI 349063, 2043 nucleotides long. RefSeq names its product Duf803 domain membrane protein. Gene Ontology annotation, cellular component: membrane. Gene Ontology annotation, molecular function: magnesium ion transmembrane transporter activity. Lineage: Eukaryota; Fungi; Ascomycota; Sordariomycetes; Glomerellales; Glomerellaceae. Gene Ontology annotation, biological process: magnesium ion transport. The record is from RefSeq and is a predicted model, not a curated record. Bases 1 to 2043 code for a protein of 680 amino acids. The transcript is spliced from 2 exons.
AUGACGAUAGCCCCUGUGCUCGUCGCCGCCGAACCUGCGGCACGCCCGGACGACGGCAAGGACCUGCAGAACUGGUCCUCGCUCAUCGGCAUCAUCACCGCCAUCGUCGGCAACGUCCUCAUCGCUUUAGCCCUCAACGUCCAGCGCUACGCACACCUUCGACUUCACCGAGAGCGCAUCCGGGUCCGCCGGCGAGCGAAAGAAGCCCUGAAACAUGCGCCGCGCGGGGGCCAGACGGGACCCUACGGCUCUGUUGGCCGAGGAGGAGCCGGGGACAUGGACGAGAGCCGUGACAACGACAACGGGAACCGUCAUGCAGACCACGAUGCCGGAGAAUCUGAGCCCCUAACGAGAUCCUUCCGCUCCGAAGAUUCCGCCGGUUCUGACUACUCUGGCGAUGAAGACAACGACAAGGGUCCCUCGACGUACCUCCAGUCGCCGUACUGGUGGGCUGGCCAGAUCCUGAUAACUCUCGGCGAGCUGGGCAACUUCCUGGCUUACGGUUUCGCACCCGCGUCCAUCGUAUCGCCCCUGGGAGUUGUCGCCCUGAUAUCCAAUUGCGUCAUUGCGCCGAUAGUGUUCAAGGAGAAGUUCAGGCAGCGCGACUUUUGGGGUGUCAUUAUCGCCGUCGCCGGCGUCGUUGUUGUCGUUCUGAGCGCCAAGCAGGAGGAGACAAAACUCGACCCCGACGAUGUAUGGGACGCAAUCACGACCUUGGCCUUCGAGAUAUACCUGGCUGUGACCAUAUCUUUGAUUAUCAUCCUCAUGUGGGCGAGCCCAAAGUACGGCCAUCGCACCAUCUUGAUCGACUUGGGCCUGGUGGGACUCUUUGGUGGCUUCACCGCUCUGUCUACCAAGGGCGUGUCCUCGAUAUUGUCGACGACCCUCCUGGGCGCAUUCAAGACCCCUGUUGCAUGGGCGUUGCUCUUCGUCCUACUCUUUACCGCGGUCAUGCAGGUGCGCUACGUCAACAAGGCCCUGCAGAGGUUCAGCUCGACGCAGGUCAUUCCUAUCCAGUUUGUUCUGUUCACUCUCUGUGUCAUCAUCGGCAGUGCCAUCUUGUAUCGCGAUUUUGAGAGGACGUCUGCCGAACAGGCUGGCAAGUUUAUCGGAGGUUGUUUGCUCACCUUUUUUGGCGUCUUCCUCAUUACUAGUGGUCGAGUCGAGGAAGACAUCGAGGACGGCAUGUCCGACGUGGACGGCGUGGAGGAGACCAUCGGCCUGGCAGAGCAAGAUGGAUAUAGCCCAACACAGCCGCUGGCGCCUUCAUCCACCUCUAUCCAAUCCUCGACAUCGCGCCGCUCCUCUCGAGCUUCCAACGGAGGGCAUGCAAACAACGGGUCCAAACCAUUCAGUAUGCAGCACGAUUCUGGGAUCCCCACACUCCGCGUCCCCGCGUCCGCGUCAACGGGCAACAUUCCCGGCGCGGACGUGGAGCCACUGUUGGCCAACCCGUGGAGUAACUCCGCAGACGAGGUUCUCCCUCCGCCUGGUACGAGGACGAUAUCCGACGAGUCCAUUCACACCUUCCCCGGGCUCGGCUUCUCGCCAUCAGAACCCACGACCCCUUACUACGACGGCCAGUUACAACCAAAGUACCCUACAGAUAACAGACCAGUCACACCCCGUGCAGCUUUACCGAACCGGCCUCAUAGUCAUCAGUACCCUGGUCCCCUCUUCUCUCCGUCCCCUCUAUCGUCUACGGUCAGCGCCGUGGUCAAGGACACUCUUCUCAGGAACGCGGAAAGUCCGCUACUGCGCCGGCCCUCCGUGCGGAGGUUACGCUCCAGCAUCCGGGCCAGUCUUUUCAUGCCAGAAAACAGCGAGGGCGCGGAUGUCGAUGCCGAGAGACGGGACUUGAUGAGCCGGGGGGAUGAUUACACUGACGGAGGCGUCGCUGAGCGUAGUCGGACCGCGGGCGAGGGAGCGUCCAGAGAACCCCAUACGGGAAGACCGCGGAGUCUAAGUGAUACGCUUAGUGGUUUCUUCAAAUCGAAACGGAACAGGAGGGACGCCAAUACGGACCCUGAAGAAGGCGUAUGA